This is a messenger RNA of Canariomyces notabilis, 822 nucleotides long. RefSeq lists its product as uncharacterized. Bases 103 to 732 code for a protein of 209 amino acids. The record is from RefSeq and is a predicted model, not a curated record. Lineage: Eukaryota; Fungi; Ascomycota; Sordariomycetes; Sordariales; Chaetomiaceae. The transcript has 3 exons.
AUGGUAUCUUAAAUUCUCGAUCUACCCAUCGGCGCAUCCCACCUUCCUUCCUUCCUUCCUUCACCAAAGCCCUCUUACUCUCAACAGCUCACGGAGUCAACAAUGCCUGGAAAGCGCGCUCGUCCAAUCGACAGGUGCUUGCCCAGGCAACGCUGUCCAGUUUGCCUGGGCAAGCAUCUAUGGGGAGAAGGGUGGUUCUCUAUCAUGAGCAAUCGCUUUGCUGCGAGGAAAUGGCGAUUCCCGUUCGAUGGGUUCCACGCAUCUUCCUCGCAGCAGAGCAUUAUGAUAGAGAACCACCCUUCUCCCCAUUCAAUGCUUCCGGGUGUUGUUGACUCCGUGGGUUGUGAGGAUUAUUUGCCGCUCCGCUUAACUUUCUGGAUUUCUUUAUCCAGUCGAGGAACUUCCUUCGCUUCGGACAAUAAACCACGGUGUCGCCCUGGCAACCAUUCUGGCGGGUCGCCCCCUGCCAGACCUUCUUUCUCCGUCCUGACAGGGGUCCCGAGAGGAGUGCAAACAGGCGCAAUGGAAGUUGCCACCUCUUUCUGGCAGCUAGAUGCCAUGUGCUUUGUGUGCUCCUUGAGCGGGAUUCCUCACGUCUGGACGGAGAAGUUGGCACAAUGCUGGGAAUCCAGUCCCGGCGGUUCAGGGCGCGGAAAAGGGGCUCGAAGGAGGUUGAGUCGGCAAACUCGCCCUUUAUGUACCAUGGAAAACCAGAUUGUCGGACCUGGAUAGUUCGUCGUUAAAAGGUCCCGCUGCAAUCCGUACUUCGGAUAGCGAAACAGAACGAAAGCUACUGCUCCAAGCACCCAACUACAUCAAGAA